AUGAUUUUAGCCGCAGUGUCGCAGUUGGACAUCCAAGCCGAGCCGAGAAUGUUACGACAGCAUCAUCAGACGUCGUUCAAAUCCAUGGACAGCGUGGUGGAGGUCAAAAGUAAAUUUGAUGCUGAAUACCGUCGCUUUGCGUUCAAGAGGAACUGCCCAGGUGGCUUCAAAGAGUUUUAUAGCCUACUCCAAACUAUCCAUCAAAUCCCCGAAGUAGACAUGUUAUUAGGAUACGCAGAUGAUCAUGGAGACCUUCUUCCAAUCAACAAUGAUGAGAACUUCCACAAAGCUGUCUCAUCAGCAAAUCCGUUGCUUCGCAUCAUCAUAACAAAGAAAGAAGAUGAACCUGUAGUUUUUGGCACCAACUCCCUCCAGAGACGUAAAAAAGGCCUAGGUUUGACAGGACUCCGUCCCACUGGCUCAUUGUCUGCCCACUCAAAGAGCAAGAUGAGUCUCAUGAUUGGCCGACCACAGAACUUCCGUCAAAUUUCAUCGAUCAUUGACGUGGAUAUCCUACCUGAGACACACCGUCGCGUACGGCUCCACAAACAUGGUACCCAUAAACCACUGGGCUUUUACAUCCGAGAUGGGGCCAGCAUGCGAGUGACGCCUUACGGUGUAGAGAAGGUUCCAGGAGUGUUUAUAUCCCGCCUUGUGCGAGGUGGUCUUGCAGAAAGCACCGGGCUCUUGGGAGUUAAUGAUGAAAUUCUAGAGGUCAAUGGUAUUGAUGUCACAGGAAAAUCGUUAGAUCAGGUGACAGAUAUGAUGGUGGCCAACAGCCACAAUCUUAUAGUGACAGUGAAACCAGCAAACCAGAGGAACAAUGUUACGCAUCGUGGGAGUAAAUCCGCAGGAAAUUCGGGUUCUUUUGGCUCCAAUGGAUCUACAAGCUCUGCGCUAUCACAUGACUCUACGAGUCCUGCCUCUCACAGCACCCCCAUCACUGCAAGUAACAGCAUUGUUGAGGGUGACAGUGAUGAAGAAGAUGAUGAUGAUGGUGACCUCAUCCUGGAAAGUGACUGUUUGACAUUCUAUUCAUCUGGAAACAAUACGAACUUGACCAGUGAAACAUCGCAAGACAGCCCUACGGUUCGAACCCUUCAACAGAGUGUCUCCAUGCCCGAAUACAUGGCAGCAAAUCUGAGAUCCCGUCAAAAUGGCCACCCGGGUCACAGCAUUCAACGGAGUAUGAGAGAGGGGAGUCAACAUAAUAACACUGUAAACACAGCUACUGUAUGA
Molecule: messenger RNA, 1239 nt
Organism: Nerophis lumbriciformis (worm pipefish)
Lineage: Eukaryota; Metazoa; Chordata; Actinopteri; Syngnathiformes; Syngnathidae
Source: RefSeq, a predicted model, not a curated record